ACUGUGCCGGCUUGGAGAAGAACGGACGUAUACAAAGGCUUACGAUAUAUUUUUAUACACUGUCAGUUUAUUUGAGUUUAAUAUAUCAAUAUUUCCAACGCAAACCAGCCAUGAGCGCGGGAACACGGGUGCGGAUGGUGGCCGCGGAGAGUGUGGGCCUCGCGGUGCUGUGGCCUCUGAUGGUGGCGCUGCAGCUGGCCACGUUCAUCGUAGGGCUCUGCGACCUGGAUGCCAUGUUGCUCUUUUCGAUUGCGUUUGCAAGUUUUUUCUUCAUCAUGCACGUUCUGUUGAACGGAUCCCUGUUGCGCAUAUUUUGGGGGAAAAUCCGCAGGCCAGUGGCAGUGUUGCUCUUUGUCACAUUCACCACUCCUCUGUAUUUGUUGUUGCUCCGUGCCCGACAUUCCGUGGCCGCCCUGCGUGGGAGGGACCAGGUCGUGGCCCGGCGGGAGGCUCUGAAGGCAAAGUACGGCGUGUCUGUCGAAACCAGUACGGUCGUGGGGUGCCCAUCCUUCAGUGCGGCAGUGAAACGCACGAGCUGUGUCCCUCUCUGCGUCGAAACGUCGCCGAAUGACUCCGAAGUCGACAGCGAAGCCCCGCUGGGGAAGUGGGUCGUCACGGAAACGAACGUCGACGCCGACACCAAGUUGAUCAGGAUGGGCUCCGGCGACGCGGCGGCGAGGGAGCCGAUGAGCCUCUCGCAUCUCUUCACGAAGGACCUGUUCGAGCUCGUCGCCGGCACGAAGACGCUCACGUACCAUCUCGUCUUGGAUGCGAACGACGACAUCAUCCAUGUCUCGAAGACGAGCAUCCUGGCCAAGGGACUGCCAAACCAGGUCCGCGGUACAAGUCCUCUCACAGUUUGCAACGAUACUCACUACUUGAUCCAACUCUGCCGCAACUUGUGGUCCGAGGGUGUCACUGUGGUGGCGAGGAAUGAAAAAUCUUGUGUUACUGUUUCGCAGAUCAACUUGUCGCCAUUUAUUUGGAAUAAUACACUCUACAGCAAUGCGCUCAUGAUCUAUGGACUGCUGGUGAACUUGCAUCAUAAUGGCAUGGCCAGCGGGCUGUACCUCGUCAGCUGGAUGUGCACGGCCGCCGCCUGGCUCCUGACGCACCGGAGCGUGGACGAGCCCUGGACUGACACCUUCGCCAAGAUGCCGCUGCGGUUGUGUUUCACCGUCUGCCGCAUCUUCCUGCUGUGCGCCGUCGCCAUGGACGGGCUGGGCAACGUCGCCCUCAUGUACCUGAGCGCCAAGGCCUCGGGGUACCUCGCCCUGGUCGGGGAGUUCGUCUACAAGAAACUCCGGAGGAACGUGCGUCUCUGGGGCGACGUCGCGGACCGGUUCUCCUUCGACAGGACUUUGGUGCGCAGCUUCCAAGGGGGCGAGAGCGUCGUCUGCUGCGGCUGGGCAAUUUGGCUGCACGUCUGCUGCCCCUCCGAGCGCAGCCUCGCCCUGCUCGUCGCUGUGCUGCUGUGCCAGGCUGCGGGGAUGAUUUACCUGAACUUCGUGGACAGGUUGCUGAAACAGCCCUUGAAGAAUCCGGUGCGUGUUCUUAUGAUGGCGAAGGACAGAUUAAAAGCAGCGGAGAAAAGUAUCUGAUAAGAAAACGCGUGUCUUCAUCGUUGGUUCCUUGGUUGUGCAGUGUGCGCAGAGUGCUUAGAUAACCACAUUGUCAGUAAGAUCGUAAAAGAUACGUACAAAAAAAACAAACCUUUUUUACAAUUUGUCUGAAAAAUAGUUUCGUAUUAUCCAAGGAAUAUCGAGAAACCAACCAUAGGGAUGUAAAUAAGCCCUGCAAUCAGUAUGGCAAUGAAAUGAACUCAAAUCGUUUUACUUCAUUAUUGAAUUAAGGACGCUACUAGUAUUUCAGUUUCUCUUCUACUACACUUGCAUCUUUUCCCGUAAGGCUCUUUUCUCCUCCAUUUCACUUUCUUCUGAAAUUGUUCCAAUAGCUUAUAUUACGUACGUUUUAAUUACGUUACUCCCAUGUCUCAUUUAUGUAUAUAUUAAAAUGUCUUACCCUAAAUGUGCAGCUGCAACAAGGAGUACAAGUGCUUGUAAAAAAAAAAAUGAAAUUCAGUGUUUGAAAUUCUAAAUGUAUAAACAUAUAAAAAUUGGGAGGAGACAUUUUAGCAAAAUAUAUGAUUAAGAGAAAUACCAUAGAUAAAAAAGAACCUGACAUCUACUCCCAGGAUUGAAAAGGUAGUGAAGCGUUUGACCAAAUGCGAGAAGUGCCGAGCUUAUCGUUGGACGAAAAACCUACAGCUCGUUCUAUUUUUAUCUACAUUAUGAAUUGAACUGUGAUAUUUGUCGUUGUUAAUGGUUAGACGAUAGUCCCAAUACCUAUAAGUAUUAGAAGGGUACAUAACUACGUAGAAGGUAAUGAAGAACCGUUGUACACACAGGUUUGAGGAUAAUUGUGUCAGUGACACCUGGAAUAGGGCAAUCGCCGGAAUGACUGUGAAUCCCACACAUUAUUGAUGGUU
Messenger RNA from Penaeus vannamei (Pacific white shrimp), 2488 nucleotides. RefSeq lists its product as uncharacterized. Lineage: Eukaryota; Metazoa; Arthropoda; Malacostraca; Decapoda; Penaeidae. The record is from RefSeq and is a predicted model, not a curated record.